Cucurbitaria berberidis CBS 394.84 is the source of this 1818-nucleotide messenger RNA. RefSeq lists its product as uncharacterized. NCBI's taxonomy places the organism in Eukaryota, Fungi, Ascomycota, Dothideomycetes, Pleosporales, Cucurbitariaceae. The transcript has a single exon. The coding region runs from base 1 to 1818 and encodes 605 amino acids. The record is from RefSeq and is a predicted model, not a curated record.
AUGGACGACUACGAGCGAGUCGCCAAGCUCCAGGAGGAGGCGGACGAGCUGCGCCAGACCGUCCAGGAGCAGGGCAAGGAGCUCUCCAAGCUCCAGGGCGUCCACGCCGACACGGUCGCCAACCUGCAAUCGUGCGAGAAGCAGGUCGCAGACAAAGACCUAGAGAUCGCCAGCCUCCAGGGCUCGAACAACAAGCUCAAGAAGGAUGUCGAGCACGAGAAGGAAGCCACCACCAACCUCGAAUCCAUACUCAAGGACUCCCACCACAAACUCGACCACGCCAGCGACGCCCGCCAAGCUGCCAUCAAAGCGAAGGAUGAGGCCGAGGCACGCGAGCACGAUACCCAGCUGCAGUUCGACGAUUUGCGAAAGCAAUGGGAGGAGGCGCAGAGCAAGAUCGAGGAGCUUGAGCGCCAGGUGGACGCGAUCCAAGAGCUUGAACACGAGAACGCGGGACUCAUGGACGACAUAGACAACCUCCGCGACGAGCUUGAAGACCACCACCGCACCCUCAUUGUCAAGGACGAGCGCAUUGGCCACCUCGAGACACAAUUUCAGAAGGAACGCCAGCGCAACCUCAAUGCCGCCGACGCUGCUGAUGCCGCUGCCGCCCGUGCAGGUUCUCCAGCCGACGAGCUUCCUACGCCCUUCAGCCCCCUCGGUGAAUCACUGCAAGAUGAACUCGAAGCUUCAUCCGACUACGACGGGUCCCUUUACGAACCGUUCGAAGAGCCACACGAACUCUCUCCUGUCACCGAGAUUGCUAGCAUCACGCCCGUCGAGGCUGUCUCCGCUCCGACUCUCACUCUCGAUGUUGACGAGGCUGCUAGUAUUGCGCCCUUUGAGCCUGUCUCCGCUCCGACUCUCACUCUCGAUGUAGGCGAGGCCGCCAGUGUUGCACCCUUCGAGCCUGUCUCCGCUCCGACUCUCACUCUCGAUGUACACGAGGCCGCCAGUGUUGCGCCUAUCCAAACCGCCGUCCCAGCAUUCUCCGUGCAUGUUGACGAAACUGCAAGCAUCACUCCCCUCGAGCGCCAGAUCACGACUACAACCUCCUUUACCCAGACCGAGGCUCACGAGCUCACCACCGAGAUCCCCCAGCAUGCUGCUCUUGACAUAGCUCCCGUCGCACCCAUCGAGGUUACCUCCGUCACAACCUCUACGCAGACAGCUGCACCGAAGCUCACGGCCAGCAUCAUCGACUCCGCAUCCAUUGACGUCCCUUCAAUUGAGGCUUUAAAGACGGAGCGCGAGGUUACGGUUACUACUGCCACGCAAACUGCAAUCUCGAAUCCUAAGAUCACCCUCACACCCAUGCUGGUCACACACGAAGAAUGGCCUCUGGCAGAAUAUGUCCCCAAGCGUCCAACUAGCAGCGCAGGUGCCCAGACCACCGAGAUCGAACUGGCGGCUCCCACCCCAGAGAAGCUCGGCUCCUUCGACAGAGACUUCCUCCAUGCCUCCACUCUUCUCAUGCUCGCUCACAAGGCCAAAGAGUUCGGCACCUUCGAUAGAGUCCCCCGCCUCGCUUCUAUUCUCGCUACUGUGUUCGCUGCUUUUCUCACAUACAUGUACCUGUCGCAGUACAUCGAGUUGCAAGCCUGGAAGACUGCUAACGGCGUUGGCUUCCGCCAAGGAUACGGCAACAUGUACAACCGCGGGGGUGCUUACGGCAAUGGACGCUACCUCUUCGGCCUCGUCCCCGUCGCUAUGGAUGUCGGCAACUCUGGAUGGUCAGAGCAGUUAGCUCGCACCAUGUCUAUGGCCAUUACAAGCUUCGAGAAUUGGGCUGGCAUUACCCAUUCGCCACUUUACUGA